Molecule: messenger RNA, 1396 nt
Organism: Exophiala xenobiotica
Lineage: Eukaryota; Fungi; Ascomycota; Eurotiomycetes; Chaetothyriales; Herpotrichiellaceae
Exons: 2
Coding region: 104-592 (162 amino acids)
Biological process (GO): attachment of spindle microtubules to kinetochore; mitotic cell cycle
Cellular component (GO): mitotic spindle midzone; mitotic spindle pole body; DASH complex
Source: RefSeq, a predicted model, not a curated record
GUGCAGACACCGCAACCUCAAUUACAAACAGACUUAGCGAAAUCCCAGUACAAGAGCCUAGGUUGUGUUGUCUGCAAUCCAGCAGGAAUCUAAACCAGAAAUAAUGUCCUACGGUCCACGCCAUACGAACGUCUACGCCUCCGGUUCCGGUUCGAACACAACCAUCAGCGCCCACACCACAUCAAACACAAAUACAAACACAUCCUUCCUGCGCCAACCCAAUCAGACCCAGUCCGCUCUUCAAACCCGGAUCAACUCCAAACGCGCCGAACUCGAGAACCUCUUGCAGUUGCGCGACCUCAGCGCGAACCUGGCGAACCAGUUAUCCACGCUCGAGCAGAAAUUGGGUACGUUGAAGGACGGCGCACACAGUGUCGCAUUGGUGUUGGCGAAUUGGGAGAAUGUGCUUAGGGCGAUCAAUAUGGCUGCUAUGAAAGUCCCGAUUCCGAAAGACCAGAACGACAACAACGGCGAACAGACAGAAAUCGACGACGAGAAAGAGAAAGAGAAAGAGAAAGAGACGGCGCAAGAACUGCCAGUGCCGCUUGUCAGGAUACCUGUUCAACAGAUGGAGCCACCCGUGGGUGGGUGAUUGAUUGAUUGAUUAUGAUUAUGAUUAUGAUUCUCCCUGCGCAACUCUUCGAAUGAGAAGAGUCGAAAAAGAAGGCACGACAACAACGGCCGGACAGAAAAGUCGGAACGGAACCCCGAAGGACUAGGGCUAGGGCUAGGGCUAGGGCUAGGACAGGUCUCGUCGCUGCGAGACACCUUCACUCCCCCCAUCCCAUCUUUGGCCGAGACGAGACACCGGUCCAGCUGAAGAGUCAAUGGGCAUGGAAUAGGAUGAGAUAGGAGUUGUUUUGCCAUCUCCAUUCGCAUGAGGAACCGAACCAGUUUGCAUGUCGCGGCUGAACGUACUAUGGUACUGCCUACAGCGGUAGUGACGUUCAGCAGUGCCCGGGACAAGACAGUAAAUGCCAGGGACGUUUCCCUUGAAGGACUCCGGCCUGCAACAUCAACCGGAGAAAGGCCCAACGAUGUGCAGAAGCCUGUCCCUUCAGAGAGCCUGUUCCACCUGAGGGAAGUCUGGCAGGGCUGAUGAGAACAGAGCAUCUACGACGGACCGAAAAGCACCCCACUAGCGAGAAAUUGUACGACACAGUCUGCACUGGAAGAACGGCUAGAGAAACGGUACAAAGAAAUAUCCCAAAGUAGACUAUCUUUCUGUCUGGCUCAAGCUAUAGAAGUACUAUCUCAUAAGCGACUGACGACCUCUUACAGUGUUGUCCUGGAUUCCAGGCCCCUCGUCCUGCAUAUUCGAUACCUUCCGGUAACAAUAUCAGUGGACCUCAGCAAAAGCAAGCAUACCAAUACCAACACCAGGGCUGAAAAGAGC